Molecule: messenger RNA, 1740 nt
Organism: Triticum turgidum subsp. durum (durum wheat)
Lineage: Eukaryota; Viridiplantae; Streptophyta; Magnoliopsida; Poales; Poaceae
Source: the annotation of a GenBank genome assembly
AUGUCCGGAGCCGUGUAUGUCCUCUACGAGCAUGUCGUGGACAGAGGGGCGUUGCUCCGGCUUGCCUCCGCCUUGAUGUUCGCCAUCGGCGCCGUCAAGUACUGGGAGAGGACGUGGGCGCUCAUGGGCGGCAACCUCGACGACAUCCGAGGCUCCAUCAAGAAGCAACCAGCUGCCAUGCAUGGACAUUUCCACCCUCACGAUAAAGUGUUCAAGGAUGGAGACUUCGAUGAGGAGUCCCUUGUGCGACGAGCUCACUCGCUGUUCCACAUUUGCAAGCGCGCCAUGGUCGACUAUCCAGUGAUGGAAGAUGAUUCACACGGCCAAGACACCACCAAAUUGAUAGGCGAGGUCAGGCUAUGGCGGUUGAUGGAAACCGAGCUCUCCCUCAUGUAUGACAUGUUGUACACCAAGGCACCGGUCAUCUCCACCUGCUUCGGCUACUUGGUACGUCUCAUCUCGCCGAUCGCCAUUGUCGCGUCACUGCUGCUUUUCAAGUUCAUUGACAAGAACGCCCACCGCAGAGUUGACGUCAAUAUCACCUACGUAUUGUAUGGUGGUGCCUUGUUCAUGGAGAUGACAUCGCUGCUGAACGCCCUAGGCUCCUCUUGGGCAUUUGCCUUCCUGAGUACCACGAGCUGGCACUGGCUUCGAUACGCAGCUCUGUGCAAUGAAAGAUGGGACCGCCUCAGGCGUGUGGUUGCAUGUCUUCACCAUCUUGUCAGGGUAGGAGGAGGCAGCCGGUACAGAUCAAGGAGGUGGUCAUAUACCAUGGGACAGUACAACAUGCUGCACUAUUGCACUCGCUCUAACAGUGCGCUCACCAGGCCUCUGCUUGGCAGUUUGGCCAAGAAGGUGGGACUGGGACUAAAUGAGCUUUGGAACAGGAAGCAUUUCUCAUGGGUUAUUGACAUGCCUGACCAUGUCAAGGAUAGUAUCUCUGAACAUAUGAAGAAGAUGUACAAUGCUGGAGGUGUGAACUCACUGGGCAUGCUCAAGAACAGGUGGGGCGAGGAACCACUGGCUCGUGAGGAGUUACUAGAAGAAGGCAGCAUAUUCAAAGAUUCCCUCGGUGUCGAGUUCCAGGAGUGCAUCAUCAUCUGGCACAUCGGCACCGAUGUUUUCCUCGCCAAGAGCGAGCAAGCCAAAGAAGACGAUGUGAAGGCGAUCAAGAUAAUAUCCAACUACAUGAUGUACCUUCUCGUGGACCAACCAGACAUGCUACCAGGCCUCUCCCAAAACAGGUUGUACCAACUAACUUGUGAAAGUUUAGUCAAGACUUGGCGAUCGACCCAUAGGCGUCGGAACAUGAACUCGGGUGCCACGCUCAAGAAUCUGUUCCGCCUGCACGAUGACGCCGAUUCUAAUUCCAGGGCCACCGACAGAGAUGAGCUUGCUGAGAAACUGUAUGAUGAGUAUGAGAGCAAAAGCUUCAUGUACGAUUCUCCUCGUCUCUCCUACGUAGCUCAACUUGCUAAGGAGCUGUUGGCAAUGGAGAAAGGUGGCACGGUUGACCCGGUGAAACUCGUCCGUGAGGUGUGGACGGAUAUUCUUGUCUACGCAGGCAACAAAUGCAGCCGGAAGUUCCACGCCGAGAAGCUCAACAGUGGCGGUGAGUUGACAACAAUCCUGUGGCUUAUGGCAGAACACUUCUACCAAAUUUAUCUGGGGAGCCUGGUCAAAAGAAAGAAAAAGGGAAAUGAUUUAGCAGGAGAAGGCAUCAGCCACCCGGGGAGAUGA